Molecule: messenger RNA, 495 nt
Organism: Lodderomyces jiufengensis
Lineage: Eukaryota; Fungi; Ascomycota; Pichiomycetes; Serinales; Debaryomycetaceae
Product: glutamyl-tRNA(Gln) amidotransferase subunit F
Exons: 1
Coding region: 1-495 (164 amino acids)
Source: RefSeq, a predicted model, not a curated record
AUGAAUCCAACACCAACAUUAAAUCAAAUAAUAACAAAACAAAACGUCCACAAAAUUUUAAAAAAUUCAACAUGGUCAAUUGGAAAAUUACGUCAACAAAUAAUACCUGAAUCACUCAAACAAAAAAAUCAUGAAUCAACAACCAACAAUAUAAAUGAAGAACAAACUACCAAAAUCAAGAAAAUAAUAAAACAAUCAGGUUUUAUCCAACCUUCAACCACUAAAAAUUUACAAAAAUUAUGUAAAUCAUUUGAAAUUCAGAAAUUAUUUAUUAAACAUUUAUAUGACGUCGAUAAUGAUUCAACUACAACUGAACACAAAGAAAAUAAAAAGUUACAAGAAAAAUAUCAAUUUAGAUUAGUUUAUAGUGAUCAUUUACCUGAUCCACCAUUAACAUUAAACAAAAUUAUGGAACAGAUUGAAAAUUUACCUAAUGAAGUAUCUGAUGCAAAAGGAGAAAGAGGAUUUGAUUUUUAUAAGUUGAGAAAGGAGUAG